GAUAGUGCGGUGGAAAGAAAGGAGGUGGUUGUUGGGGAAUGAAGAAAAAAACUUUAUAAAAGAAAAAGUGCUGGAGUAAGAUAAUGACAGAAGACAAGAGGAGAGGACAGAGAGCGGAUUACACCUGGUGCGGCGGACAUUAACAUUCACAACCAACAGCCUCAACGCUACCAAAACACUAUUCAGACAUGAUGAAGACCCACUGGCCUCUUCGGUGUUACACCUUGCUGUUCCUCCUCCUGACCCUCAUCACUCCCAUCUCUUCCGAAACCUCCUUGGAGGAUGACGUAGACAGAUUUAUAAACCCGUCAGAGGACUACGACGACGUGUUUGACGACAAAAAGAAAGCCACCACCCCCUCUCCCCCGGACGUGGACCUCACCAUGAAGCCGUGCUACGAGGACAUCUGUAACGACCUGCCGGGCGCCUGCCACGAGCUGCAACAGAAGCACCACUGCAGCUGCCCCGGCGUCGCCCAGGGACCCAGCGCCCUCCCCGAGACCCCCGUCGUCAUGGUCUGGUCGUCGUCGGGAGGAGGCGCUGCGGCCGAGAGCCUGGAGGUGCGCUGGUGCGCCGCGCACUCCCCCAACACCAACUACCGGGUGCUAGUCGGGGGGCGGGAGGUGGGGCUGUUCGGGGAGCUGAAGCGCUCCAUGCUGGGGCUGAGGGGGGUGAGCGGCGGGCAGGAGGUGUGCGUACAGGCGGAGAAUGAGGUGGGCCGCAGCCCGCUGGAGGGGAUGGCGUGCCGGGUGUACGAGCCGCCCAGGGGGAGCCCGGGUCUGGCCCUCAGGAUGGGGCUCAUCGGGGGCGGCGUGGCCCUCGCACUGCUCAUACUCAUCGUCGCCCUGCUGCUGUGGAGGCGCAACAGCAGGAGGAAAGACAUGAGGGCCCGCGGGCACGCAGGACCACUAUGAGGGGCGCGGGACCCCCUUUGAGAACAGGAACUAUUUGUGUGUCUGUGAGAGAGAGAAACAGAGACAGAUAAAGAUUCUCUCUGUAUAUGUCUAUGUUUGUUUUUUGUGGACACGGUUUGUUAACUGUAUGCGUGUGUGUGUUUGAGAGAGAGAGAAACAAAGAAUGAGAGAGACAGACACAGAGAGAUUGUAUGAGUCUAUGUAUGUUUGUUUUGUGUGGAUAUGGUUUGUUAGCUGUGUGUGUGUGUGUGUGUGUGUGUGUGUGUGUGUGUGUGUGUGUGUGUGUGUGUGUGUGUGUGUGUGUGUGUGUGUGUGUGUGUGUGUGUGUGUGUGUGUGUGUGUGUGUGUGUGUGUACGCAAGCAUGAAUGUGUGCGUAUGUGUGCGUGUGACAGAGAGAGAGAGAGAGAGAGAAAAAGACUGAGUAUGAGUGAGUAUUUUUUAUUAUUG
This is a messenger RNA of Engraulis encrasicolus (European anchovy), 1362 nucleotides long. Its product is annotated as leucine-rich repeat neuronal protein 4. The transcript has 2 exons. Lineage: Eukaryota; Metazoa; Chordata; Actinopteri; Clupeiformes; Engraulidae. The coding region runs from base 189 to 914 and encodes 241 amino acids. The record is from RefSeq and is a predicted model, not a curated record.